Arctia plantaginis is the source of this 2871-nucleotide messenger RNA. Lineage: Eukaryota; Metazoa; Arthropoda; Insecta; Lepidoptera; Erebidae. The record is from the annotation of a GenBank genome assembly.
AUGGAUGGUUUAAUUCACGCGGCAUUGGAAGCUGAGGUAAUUCUUAACCGAGCGAAACAUGUGAACUCUAACUUAUCACAAUUUAGUAGUGGUGUUUCAGACCACAAAAUGACUUGGACCCAUGAUAAGAUUCACCUUGCUGAAACUGUUGAUGAGUCUAAAAUGAAAUUUCAACGUAAUUCAUCCAGCUCUGCUUCCAAGGCAACUGAGAAGUUCGAUUUAUUUAAGAAACUUCAUGAACUUUAUAAUGAGUUAAGUAGAGAUGAGUCUUUGCAGGUGAACUAUCAAGGCUUGAAGACCACUUCAUAUCUGUUAGAAAAGUUAUUAGCAAUAUACAAUCUUAAUACAUUAAUAAUUAAUCUAUAUCCAGGCAAUAAGGGAUAUUCAUUAUCAUUAACAGUUAAUGGUAACUCUCAGUACCUUCACCCACCAGAUGGACAUACAUCAAACCAAGAAGAGACCCUUAUAGAGACCCCAAGAUGGCCAUAUGAAGAAGAGGAAUUACUAAGUUACAUUGACAAUGAGGAAUUGCCAGUUAUACUGCUAGAUCUGUUAGAGUCUGAACACUCAUGUCUUUUUUAUUCAGGAUGUAUUAUAGCACAAAUAAGAGAUUACAGACAAGCAUAUCCCAGUUUUCUCUGUGAUACUCAUCAUGUACUCUUAAGACCAACAAAUCAGAGCAUAAUAACGGAUGCAAUGUGCAUCGGUGGUCGAUGCGGUUGGGCUGGAGAGGAGCGGGGUGCGUUAGAGGCAGUUGAAGCAGCUUUGGUGCACGCUGCCGCACCCCCUCUUUGCUUAGACCCACGACCAGCUGUUGGCCUACUUGCGGCGAGACUGCAUGCAGCACCUAGACUUUUUAAUACACCCAGAAUAAGGAGGCAAGCAAAAAGAUUUUCCCAGGUGGCAGUAAACAGGAAAAGAAAAUUAGAUCAAUUUACACAUCACCAUGGCUUAGAACUUUUAGACUUAAUUCACCGCCAGAGGGCAAAAAAUAGUCGACAAUCUCUUCCACAAACGCGACUAACUUCCAAGUAUCCUAAAAAACCACCAGAGGUGUUCAAGUCAAUCGAGUCUCCCAAAAUGGAAGCCUUACCUCUAGCAGUACCGCAGGAAGUUAGCGGUUCAUUGCGGCUAGCACGGGCAUACGAGAGGCCUCGACCAACCCCUGACUGCCAACCACAACUAGUGGAAGAAUACAUCCUAGAGACUGAAAAGAGUUCACCCCAUGCAGGCGCGGGAGAUCAUGUUGAAGGGGAGAGGAAUGGUGCAGCGUGUCGCUUUACUUUAGGGUCAAGACUGCAAGCAAAUAAAUACAUACAGCAAUUUACGGAGAUAUUUACUGAAGAAGGUCGCAAGUCUGUAAGGAUAAGACAUAUCGUUCCUGGUCAGCUACCGCGGGUUUCUUUUACUGGUGGUAUGAGGGAAAUGGGCCAACAAAUUUUAUUACAACAGCGAUCCUCUACAAGCAGCGCCGCGACCGUUCAAACUCAUGCAACUUCAGCGCCUGUAGUAACCUCAGCAAUACAAGCAACUACAAAUACUCAUACAAAUGCUCGUCAACUACCAAUACUGCAGGCGCAAUUACAGCAAGUUGGUAACGUGACCGCAGUGGGCAGUGUUGCCGGUACCACGAGUAGUGUAGUGGGCAACGUGGGUACAGUCGUCGGCAACGUGAGCGCAGUUGUGGGCAAUGUCGGCAAUGUUGUGGGCAACGUGACGGCUGCGGCCGAUACGGCACUGAAGCAGCAACCUUCGCCUUCGACACCACGUCAUUCGCCUCAGGCGUCAACAAACCAGUUGCUUGCCCAGCAACUGACAAAUCCUCAGCAACCACUCAACCCUCAAAAGAUGCAAUCAGCUAUUAUCCAUAUACAGCACCCUCUUAUGUCGACCGCGGGCACGCCACAGGUUCAAAAUAUCCAAUACACAAACACAACAACGACUCAACAAAAGGCAACCGUCACAAAACCGAGGACAACGAACCCUGCCAUCACUGCGCUUGUAACUAGCCUCAUGAAUUCUGCUCAGCUGUUCCAGCAAGAAAAUGCAGCAAAAUCUGCUGUCGUCAGCACACCGAGUAGCAAUGCGACGAUCCUGAACUUACUGAACAGUGCGCCGGCCGCCAUGACUCACUCGACGACUAGCGCCGACACUAAUAUCGACGCACACAAGUUGGUGGGACGUGUGUCGAUAGCUGGCGCCAGGAUCAUUACCGCCACCACCGCAUCACACACUGUACCAACAUACACACAACAGGGUGUCGGUGUACAAGUAAUGAGUAACUACACUCGCGAAAAUGAUGCGACAAACGUGUCCAGUAGUGAGAGCGCUCUGUUGGAGAGACUGAUCGGUCCUGAGACGGCGACAGCACCCGCAUCGCAACCACAACCUGUGUGUCAUUUACAGGGUUUAAGUUUAGCAUCGCUACAAGGUCUCCAGGGACUUCAAGGCCUACAGAAUGUUCAAGUUCAAAUCCCGGGGUUGUCGGCCCCGAUUUCAUUGUCCUUGAACGUUUCUGGGGCGCCAAGCGGACUCCUGGUAUCGGUACCGCCCACUACGUCUGUAGUCCUAACCAAUCCACCCUCGGUGCUUUCUUUGCCUAUAGCGCAACUGAUGUCAGCGGGUGGCGUGAAGGGCGGGGUCCGCGGCGGCAACGUGCAGGUGGUGCGCAGCGGUCGCGCGCCGCCCCGCCCCCCGCCGCGCCCGCCGCGCCCCGCCGCGCCCGCGCCGCCCUCCGCGCCGAUACCAGCGCCGGCGCACCCCUCACCCCUGCCCACUGCCACAGGAACCAGUCAAUUUAUAAGCCAAGCUGCGGCACAGGCGAUGAACGCGCAGCAAGUGCGACGAAAAUCGAACGCUGACAGCUCCUAG